Molecule: messenger RNA, 3263 nt
Organism: Biomphalaria glabrata
Lineage: Eukaryota; Metazoa; Mollusca; Gastropoda; Planorbidae
Exons: 2
Coding region: 575-2410 (611 amino acids)
Source: RefSeq, a predicted model, not a curated record
GGGGGUCGACGGGUCAUGAAAAAGUCGAUUUUAGACAAAAAUAUCGAUUUUUCAAAAACUGCAUAUUUUAAUAGAAAAAUAUAUUAGGAAUCACUUGUCAUACAUCAAAUUAUGAAAAUAUUGCACUUUAAUACUUAAAAACGUGUUUUAAUAGCAUAGGGGUAUCUAAAUUUGUUGAAAACAUUGCAAAAGUCAACAAAUUUCAGCAUGCUGUAAUGCAAGUGUCCUGUCUACAAUGGUAUCGUAUUUGAUAUCGUUUUAAAGGUCACACUGCGUACUACGUCAUUUUCCUGAUGAUUUUCCUAUCUAAAACUAUUUAUAGUAACUAGAGCACAAGCAAUGACGUAUAUAUCAAGGUUUUUACUAAUAUUUGAUUGGCUCUAACGUAGUCAAGUACAUAGAAGCUUAUUUUGAUUGGUCUCAAGGCGGCCAUCUUGGAUUUCGUAUGGUGACUCUAGACCACAAUGCAUAGCGCGUGUGUCAACAUCCCUGUGAAGCGUGCUCUCGAUUCAUUCGAUUUUGGAUUGCAUUAUCUAUUUUUGUUAGAUUAUCUUUUUUUCACCAAACAAGAACUAUGCCAGCCAAAGCAUUUACUGCCAAUACUAAAGCCAGAACUCGUCUGUCAAGAAAGCAUCAGACUGCGGCUGCCAGAGAAGCAAGGCUAAAUCAUCUCAAACAAGCCACCACUCCAAAAACUUCUGCAACCACUUCCAACCCAUCUAUAGUUGAACCCACUGUUUCAGCAUCUAAGCGUAAGCUUUCUUUUUUUAGUGAGGAAAAUAUUACAGGUAUGGGGAUGGCUAUGCCAUCAACUUUUGUUUGCUUAGAAUCACUGAAAUCACUUUUUAUAAAUCUUCAGUGUUCAUCUUGUGGCACACAAAACUUAAAUCUAACCCAUGACCCAAAAAAAAACUCUGGGCUUGCCAUUUAUCUGCAGGUUUUCUGUACAACCUGCCAAGAGGUAAAAGGUGACACUUUUACAUCACCUAAAUCAGAUAAGAUCCAUACUGUCAACAGACAGGUUGUUGCAGCAUCUUUGGCUACUGGUAUGGGUCAUGCAGGGCUUGUUAAAUUUUCUGAAAUAAUGAAUGCGCCUGUGCUUCACAAAAAAUCAUUUGGGCAACACACUAAAUUUGUUUUCAGCCAGUCUGUUGGCUAUGUAAACCAGAUGCUAAAAGAAAGUGCCAGUACUGUAAGAGCUGCCUAUCCUGAACAAAGUAAUAAACAUGUCAUUGACAUUGAUGUAUCCUAUGAUGGUACAUGGCAGACACGGGGGCACUCUUCAAAAUAUGGUGUUGGGUGCAUAAUAGAAAAUAAAACAGGUCUUGUAGUAGACUACCAUGUUCUGUCUAAGCACUGUCAUGUUUGUGCCAAGACAGGAAACUUUUUGAAACUAGAGGACCCUGUCAAGUACCAACUGUGGUACAAUGCACACAAACAGUCCUGUGAUAUAAAUCACUUUGGCUCUAGUGGAAGCAUGGAGCAGCAAGCUGCAGUGAUUAUGUGGUCACGGUCAGUUGAAAAAAAUGGCUUCAGGUAUAAAAGUGUCAUUUCAGAUGGAGACACAAAUACCAUAAAAGCCAUCCAUGAGCAAAACCCAUACCCUGACCUUGUUGUUGAAAAGAGAGAAUGCCUUAAUCAUGUUUCAAAAAGAUUGGGAACAGCUCUGAGGAAUGUGGUGGAUACAAAAAAAAAGCAAAAAAUAACUCUUGGUGGUAAUGGGAAAGGUAAACUUACCCAACCUAAAAUCAAUAAAUUGCAAAAGUAUUUUACAAAAGCAUUACGCUCAAGCACCACUAUUCCUCAGAUGCGAAAGGCAAUAUGGGCCACAUUUUAUCACUGUACAUCUUCGGAUGAUAAUCCUAUGCACAGUGACUGUCCUGCUGGCAAAUCUUCUUGGUGCUUUUACCAGAGAGCCUUGGCUAGAAACCAACCUGCAGGGUCACAUGAAAAAGAAAUGACAACAUUUCUUUCCCCCCUAGUGGCUGAGCAUAUUCGUCCUGUGUUUGAACGAAUGACACAGGAUGAAUUGUUACAACGCUGCAUCUUAGGGCAGACUCAAAAUGUCAAUGAGUCAAUUCAUGCUUUGAUAUGGAGUCGGUGCCCUAAGCAUUUAUUUGUGGGAAGAAAGAGACUUGAAGUCUCUGUAGGGGUAGGUGUUGGUGAGUUUAAUAUGGGCUCCAAGGCAUCCCAACUUUUCUUGAGCCACCUUAAUAUUAAGACUGGCAUACAGUCAAAGUCUUUGGGGCUCAAGAGAGAUUGUAACAGAAUCUCAAAAGCCCAGAGAUGCAUUGAAAAAAAUGAAACAAAAAGAAGGUUAUCAAGGAAGCAAGCAGAAGAACGUGAAAGGCAAAGAAUCGAACAACAGGAGGGUGGUCCCCAAUACAUCCCUGGUGGUGCAGACAUUUAAAUAUAUAUAUUUAAAUGAUUUUCCUAUUUUAUUUUAUUAACAAUGGUCAAUCCUUAUUAUUGUUAAAAUUAUUGUAUAGCCUUGUGUUAUUUACUGGGCAUUUUUUUUUUUGCUAAAAAAAAUAAAUUUUGGAUUGGUUAUGAUAUGGGGGGGGGGGGAGUUGGGGGGGGGGCAUUUUAAACUUUAAAAAUGUAAUAAUUUCUGUUUUCUUAACAUUUUAUUUCUAUGUCCUAUUGUUAAUUUGCUUAGAAAAAUACAUUUCAUUGUUGUGAAAAGUCAAAUGUCUCAUAUCUUUUGAGAAUAAACUUUAAAACCCAUUUUUCUCAAAAUAAAUUUUUUCAUGACAUACACAUUCUUGUUUUCUAUUUUUUUUUAAAUCUACUUGUCCUAUUGUAUUGUAAUUGUAUAUUUGUGUUAAUAUAUAUAUAUACUACAUAGUAACAGAGCCGAUUUUUAAAACAAUACCAAAAAAUUGAGAUAUUAACAAUUAAAGAAGCAUUUUUUAUCAAAUUUACCACCCGCAGAGCAUAAAAUUAACAGGAUUUCAAUAAAAAAAAUUUACUCCUAAGCCUGAUAGUAUUUUCAAAAAAGCUUCUGUUACUAUGUUAAACACAUAAUUAAGUAUUAAAAUGCAAAAUUUGAAUACUCUAACAAUAAUACUUUCAGAAAAAAAUCAAUUACAAAAUGGUCUUAAUUUUGCCCAUUUUAACCCAAAAAAGCCCGGUGGGGAAAAUUUAGCAAAUAAAAUUUAUUUUUUUCUUGUAAUAAUGACUAUCUAUACUUAUAGUCAUACUUUAAACAUAAUUUCAUUGUAAAAAAACAGUAAAUAAAAAAAAAGUUUCUGAAGGUAGAC